AUGCCUCCAAGAAAGGCAUGCGAUACAUGUUUUAGACGCAAGAUCCAGUGCGUGAUCUUGAGCCCUGGCAUCCCAUGCGACUGGUGUAGUAACCAGAAGAUCCCGUGCACAUUCACCCGAAAACCGCAAAAGAAAAAGCAGAAUGCACUUACACCCGAUGUAGUGUCUGCCUUGACUCGCCGAGUCGAGCAACUCGAAAAUGACCUGGCUCGCAGAGAUGUAGAGCAACAAUUAGCAUCGCCCAACACAGAGCAAAAAUCAAGCCCAAACUCGCAGACUCAACGAACGCCGAGUCACCUCGAAUCGCAAGUCGCUGAUUCGCCAACUGAAGAUGUUUUCUCCAAGAGCGCGAGCCGCACUCCCCGCCUCUCGCACCAGCAACUCGGGCGAAAUUGGUACUUCAGAGGCAUGCAAAUAUUGUCAAGAAAGGGACAGGACUGGAUAGAGGCAAAGACUGGACAAGCAUCGCCGUUGGAAGAGUAUGUGACAUUCGAGGCUCGAGGCGACCGGUACACCUACACCAACUCACAGGUCAAGCAUGACCUCUCUGCCUUGCCUGCGAGAGAGCUUCCCGAGAAGCGCGCAACACUGGCGAUAAUUGAUGCAUUCUUCGACUCAACCGCCGAUGUAUGCUUCCCAGUGUUGGAUCGCGCACUCAUCAGUGCAACUGUCGACCAGGCCUACUGUCCUUCGAGCGCAGCACAAUCGUUACCCGCCCAGGCAUGCGUCUGGGCCCUGAACUCAUGGACGAGAUUCUUCUCGCUUCCAGCUGGUCUUUUGACAGGUGUUGAUGUUGAAGCUUGUAUUGGUGAAUGCAAAUCAAUCCUUGAGAAAUGCCACUGGGAGCCCAGUUUAGAAGCACUGCAAGCAAUACUACUGCUGGAAUACCAGGGCACCCCCCUCAAUGUGCAGAGCGAUCCAUCAAUACAUGCGAUUGUCUGUCACAUGGUCUGUGAAUUAUUAGACUCUCAUCAGCAAGAGGCCUGUUGCGAGGACACAAUGAAAGACCGCAAACGCCAACAUGUUGACAACCUUUUCGACCUGUGCUAUAUCCUCGAUAAAAAUAUUGCAUUACGAUUCGGCCGACCACCUCUGUUGACAGAAGAGUACUACGAUGUAAAUCUUGCAUCCGCCACGCCUGGUUCGACGGAAUUGCCCCAUGACUAUCCCAGUGACCCGAAGCUGAAUCUCGUCAAAGAAAGAACGUGCCGUCUCCUGUACUCGCCAAAAGCAUCAAAGCUGUCGGACGGCGAGAUAUUGCAGUAUAUUCGGCAGCUGGACCAGGAACUCGAACAGUGGAGGCUUUCUGUUCCAAGGUUGAUACGUCCCAGGUUAAGCAUUCCUCCUGACUUUAGUCCGUUGAUCGGCGAAGCGACAAAGCGGCAAAAGAAGCAGCUCAUCAACUUGCAACUCGACUACCACUACACUUUGAUAGCUAUCCAUGCCAUGGUCCGGAAAUGUGGUGCUGCAAAUGAGGAAAUGGAGCUGCCCGAGGACUUGCACAGCGUCGUUCAUUCAAGUGUCGAUAUUUCCUUGGAAGCGAGCCGGUCGACCUUGACUUUCGUCGGAUUAUCUCUUAGACUAUUGGGGAGAGGAGCUUCUCAGUAUAUACAGUGGUAUGCCCCCGUGGCUGCCAUGGCGCUAUUCGUCAACGGCCUUGUCCAUCCGCUCAGUGACAGUCUGCAGACAGACUUGGGAGUACUGAUCCAGACAGUCGGCAUCUUUCAAUCCGUUCCGCUUGACACUCUAUCAUCCGCCGAAACACGGCAAAUCGAGACACAGAGUAAAUUCAUCAUGGAGCUACUGCGGCUGGUGAGUAGCGCCAUAUGGAAGGCAAAACAGGGCGAAAUGGACGUGGAUUAG
Messenger RNA from Beauveria bassiana ARSEF 2860, 1863 nucleotides. RefSeq names its product fungal specific transcription factor. The coding region runs from base 1 to 1863 and encodes 620 amino acids. The transcript has 5 exons. NCBI's taxonomy places the organism in Eukaryota, Fungi, Ascomycota, Sordariomycetes, Hypocreales, Cordycipitaceae. The record is from RefSeq and is a predicted model, not a curated record. Gene Ontology annotation, biological process: regulation of DNA-templated transcription; DNA-templated transcription. Gene Ontology annotation, molecular function: DNA-binding transcription factor activity, RNA polymerase II-specific; zinc ion binding; DNA binding.